Molecule: messenger RNA, 873 nt
Organism: Truncatella angustata
Lineage: Eukaryota; Fungi; Ascomycota; Sordariomycetes; Amphisphaeriales; Sporocadaceae
Product: S-adenosyl-L-methionine-dependent methyltransferase
Exons: 3
Coding region: 1-873 (290 amino acids)
Molecular function (GO): methyltransferase activity
Source: RefSeq, a predicted model, not a curated record
AUGACUCAAUCAAGUGACGCAGAGAGGAUAUAUCUGCUUGAGCGCCAUGAGAAGGAAUUGCAGCGUCUUACAGCACAGCAUGAUUUCAUCAAAUUGAACACACAAGACCAUCUGCUCGCCCCUCAACUUCUCAGCGGACAGAAGAACCUGAAAGUGCUUGAUUCCGGAUGUGCAGACGGUCUCUGGUUGCGUGAAUUGGCUGAGCGACUUAGCGGCCAAGAACCCCAGCUACACGGUGUUGAUAUAUCGCCAGCGCUGUAUCCGUCCAAGGAAUCUCAGGUCACAUCUAACAUAGAUUUGCGGGUCCAUAACAUCUCACAACCUUUUCCGUCUGACUGGCACUGGGAAAACUCGUUUGAUAUCAUCCACCAGCGCUUGCUGAUUUGGGGCAUACAAGUGCCACAAUGGCCGGCCGUGCUGAGGAACCACUUUCAGAUCUUGAAGCCCGGCGGGUACAUUCAGCUCGCUGAGGUAGAGUGGAUACCACAAGGCGGUUUCCCGGAUGAUCGCCCACAGCUACAGCGUAUGGGAAAGUUGCAGACAUGGUUUUCCGAAAAGAACGGCAUGGACUUUGACAUUACGCGUAAGCUAGGUGGUUUGUUGAAAGACGUUGGUUUCGAGUCGGUCGACACCCUGGAUUUCCCCCUCAAUUAUGGAUCAUUGGCACCGCCGGAAUGGAGAACUCCUUCAUCUAAGUUCUCUACAGAGGUGUUCGCAGGUCUAGCCAAUAGGAUGGAUGGCAAAAGCAUCCCUGGUGUCGCCUCAACACCGGAGGAGUUCCUUGCUUUCUUGAGCGAGCUUAAGGACGACAUUUACGAGUUCGGCUAUCAACCCCGAAUCAGUUUCGUGUUUGGACGAAAGCCAGCUAUUUGA